AUGACUGAUAAUCUAAUCAGUAAUUUAUCACAACCAGGAAACGCAGGAAACGCAGGAGGAAAUAACAUGAAUGCAGGAGGAAAUAACAUGAAUGCAGGAGGAAAUAACAUGAAUGACGUAGGAAAUAACGCAGGAAACGACAAAGGAAAGAAGCCCAUUAAUGAUAAUCAAGCAGGAAACGACAUGAAUGAAGAUGACAUAAACGAAAUGUUCUCAUCUACCAGAGAGGCCCUUGAGACUAUUUUCCCGGAAGCUUCAAACAAAGAUAUUGAGAAAUAUGAGCAACAACUUAGUAAAGUAGACGACCUUGAUCCCGUACUUAUUAUCGUAGCAAAUCAAAAUUGGAUUAACCAAAACACGUAUGCGAAUUAUCAAAUGGUAAUGAAUGCAUUUGCUACAAACAGUCUUAAUAAUAGACGUAGAGACGAAGGUUCUUGCGCUAUUUUCUAUUUCCCAAAUGCCACUGAACUCUACACUGUGCGCAGAAACAUUCGCGGGCUAUACCCCAAUGCAUUCUUCGACCCCAACGUUCAACCUCAACCGGAGCCAAUCGGUACCGCUUGGAUUCUUCAUAAUGUGGCAGUGUGCAGGAGCGAUUUUGCGCUUGAUGAUUCAUUUUUUGUUCUUCAACCAUGA
Rhizophagus irregularis DAOM 181602=DAOM 197198 is the source of this 636-nucleotide messenger RNA. RefSeq lists its product as uncharacterized. The record is from RefSeq and is a predicted model, not a curated record. NCBI's taxonomy places the organism in Eukaryota, Fungi, Glomeromycota, Glomeromycetes, Glomerales, Glomeraceae.